UACUGUUUUUCUUAAUAAACAAUUUCGCGUUACACAAACAUAGGCGUACAUGCAGCACAAACUGGACUUGUGACUGGUCACUGGUUUAAAUUAAAAAGACGGGCUUCCCACGGACAACCCAAGCGUCCAGCGAUCUGCGACUCCGCGGAGUUUCUAACCAAAACGCUGACCCGAUCCGCGGGCACACUACUGUACGGUCCUCGUGAAACAAGGGAAUUAGGAAGGUCGUACAUUGUUUUCUAUCGUCAUUGCUGCGGCUUCAUCGGAGCCGGACAUCGAAAAGGCAUCACCAACCGGCCAUUACCGGCCGAUGCAUCGCCCGCGGACCAAAUCUUGUGGCUGGCUUACCGCAAUACCCACACUGAACUCCAGUACAGCACUCGUGGUAAACGAUAGCGACUCUGUUUCAGACGUCAUCCAUGUAACCCAAUUAGCCUGUGCUGGUCUCCGCACCGACCCCAUCGCUCUCGCAAGACGAAUCGUUGUUUCCUGGGAAAACCGGUCCCUCGGACGUCCGUAGUGCCCGGCUUGUCUCCGUUCGUCUUGUCUUGUCUUCCGUGGCGUGGGUGGUGCAGGCAAGUCGGGCUGUGGUGCAUUCCAACCACCACGAAGAGCUUCCUUGCUCGGGGACAAAAACCGAGCCUCCCAAACUCCACUGUGCUGAUCUCUCGGUAGUCAUCUGCACCCAAGCCCAGCGAUACGAUUCAGCCUCAGCCUCCACAAAGUCCAUCUUGUGUGCCGCACCAAACGAAAGGGCGGCCCCAAUUGUCUCCGGGGGCUUACUUCCAACUCAAGAUACGGGCUUCUACCAAAAACCCGGCGCCGAAGACAAAUGGGGGUUUACGCGCAGAAUGAACCUCCUUUGGGUUGCACGCCGACUUGACAUGGCAUACCCGCGGAUUCGCCACGGAUGCCCAAAAGCCUCCUUUAAGCUUUCUCUCGUUCGUUUAGUGACGAGGCUACUGUGGCACGCCCGGAUCCUCAGACGCCCUCUGCCCGUCAUUUGAGCCAGGAGCCUGUUUUUUUUUUGCUUGCAUGAAAUGAUAUUCAAAGGAUUCCGUGGCGUAUGACGAUAAAACAGGCCCUACUGUUUUGCUCUCCAUAAAAAGAUCCCCUAGCUGCCAUCCAUCCCCGGUGGAAUUAUCACCCCGACUCUCAAUGCUACCUUCUCAGCUGGUAUAGCUUGCCGACCACUAAUCUAUUUUUUUUACCCUUAUAAGAAACACAUCCCAGUUUCCAACUACACUCGCUGUCUGUGUGUUCCCUGCUCAUUGCUCAACACAGUAUGCAGUUGCUACAUUAUAUAUCGGACCUCGUGCAUGAGGUUGGCGAGGCUCGCAUCGUCGUCGCCGCUGCUGGAGCCGUACGUACUGACUGAUUACUUUUGGGGCGCUCCCCAUUCGCCCGCCACUCGCUAACCCCUGCCAAUGCUUUGCAGGUUGUCGCAUACGCCGCCGGUCUUGUGGUUUAUCGAAUCUGGUUCCAUCCUCUCUCCAAGUACCCCGGACCCAAGUUGCAAGCUGCCUGGUACUUACCGCAUCUCUACCACAACCAUGUUGUUGGCGACGGUGUUCGAAGGGUUGCUCGCCAGCAUGUAAAGUAUGGUCCAAUUGUCCGCAUCGGCCCCAACCACCUCUCCAUCGACGGCUCCAUUGGCUGGAAAGACAUCUACGCUCACCACGCCGGCAAAGAAGAGUUUCGUAAAUCUGUUGUUCCCACGCCCGGUGCCGACCAGACCCUGAUUCUCGCCCCCAAGGAUGCCCAUCGUCGCAUGCGCCGCCAGCUUGCCCACGCCUUUAGCGAUGCCGCGCUCAUUGAGCAGGAGUCCGUCGUCGUCGAUUACCUGGAUCUACUCAUUUCACGUCUGACGGAGCGUGUCGGCAAAGAAAUCAACAUGGUCUCUUGGUUCAACUUUACUACGUUUGACAUCAUUGGCGACCUUGCCUUUUCCGAUCCCUUUGACAGUCUCGCAAGCAACGGCUACCACCCUUGGGUCUUGUCCAUCUUCAAGGGCAUCCGUUCUGCAUCGCAACGCCGCUUCCUCUACAGUUAUCCCAUUCUCUUCCGACUCAUCGAGAUGCUGCCCGCUUCGAUAUCUCCUGUUGGCGCCCUCACAAUCUUGCGCAACAAUGCCGGCAGCAAGGUUACCGCUCGCAUGGAAAAGGGUGAAGAUGGAGGCAAAGGCCGCCGUGACUUUUUGUCCUACAUGAUGCGCAAGACCCGUGAUGGCAAGACCGGUAUGACUGAGGACGAAAUCCGCUACUCGACCCCCACCGUUGUCAUUGCUGGCAGCGAAACUACCGCCACUGCGCUCUCCGGCCUCAUGUUUUACCUGAAGCAGUAUCCCGACACGCAUGACAAGCUCGUCAACGAGAUUAGAACAUCCUUUACAUCGGAGAGCGAGAUUACCAUGCAGAGCACGGCCAAAUUGGAAUACUUGCAAGCAUGUCUCCAGGAGAUUCUCCGUGUGUACCCGCCUGUUCCUGAAACCCCCAGCCGACUGUCUCCUGGCGCCGAAGUGGACGGUGAAUACAUGCCCAAAGACGUCCGACUCUCCGUUUACCAGUGGGCCACAUAUCGCAACCCUAGCCAUUUCCAAGAUGCCGACGACUUCCGCCCCCAGCGAUGGCUAGCUGCUUCGCACCCGCUGUACGAAGCCAAAUACAAGGAUGACCGUAGGGAUGUCGUCAAACCCUUCAGUUUCGGUGCCCGUGACUGCAUCGGCAAGAACCUCGCCAAUGCGGAGAUGCGUCUCAUGGCCAGUCGCCUUUUGUUCCGCUUCGACUACGAUUUGUCCCCCAACCAAGAACGUUGGCACGACUCACAACGGUGCUUUGUUCUGUGGGAAAAGGGUCCUUUGUAUCUGACGCUGAAGAACAGGGAGGCGUAAUCUACACCGCUUGCAGAGAUGUACAGGAGAGGCAACCAAUAAUAUGGAGUCCCUCCAGGCUUGAACUUUAUGACGUUACGACCACGCAUGUUUCGAUUGGUUUCGUUUGCAAACAAUCUAGGUUGCACAAAAUUACUAGUCAAGAAAUUGAAUAUCUAUUAAACGUUUAUCCUAUAUUAUAUGUCUCGCAGAUCCUUGCUUGUGAUUCGCCCGACUUGGCCACCGUUUGCCAGCUGGCCGAUCCCCCGCGACAUGACUGCCAGCAGCAAAACCCACAUCAGACGACAAAAUCUGCAGGGCUUCUGCACACCAAAGGAAGCGCAGUCAUGAUUAAUAAAAAGACAGCCAAGGUCAGGCUAUGAUACGGUGAACAGUUUUAACAAGAGUAUUAGCCAAGGCAAUACGGGCCCGCCUCUUCGGUAGAAAGCAAAUCAGGCUGUACAUCACGUGUGGCCGCGCAAGGCGUCUGCAAUGGAGUCAUCCUUCU
Messenger RNA from [Torrubiella] hemipterigena, 3377 nucleotides. Lineage: Eukaryota; Fungi; Ascomycota; Sordariomycetes; Hypocreales; Clavicipitaceae. The record is from the annotation of a GenBank genome assembly.